Triplophysa rosa is the source of this 3757-nucleotide messenger RNA. RefSeq names its product polyunsaturated fatty acid lipoxygenase ALOX8-like. Gene Ontology annotation, biological process: lipid oxidation; linoleic acid metabolic process. Gene Ontology annotation, molecular function: metal ion binding; oxidoreductase activity, acting on single donors with incorporation of molecular oxygen, incorporation of two atoms of oxygen; protein binding. The record is from RefSeq and is a predicted model, not a curated record. Lineage: Eukaryota; Metazoa; Chordata; Actinopteri; Cypriniformes; Nemacheilidae. The transcript is spliced from 15 exons. The coding region runs from base 1404 to 3416 and encodes 670 amino acids.
UACAACCGUUUAAAACUCUGGAAUCUGAGAGCGCAAAAAAAUCAAAAUAUUGAGAAAAUUGCCUUUGAAGUUGUUAAUCAGGGGCACUGUGGCAGACCAUCCACUCACAAAAAUAAAGUUUUUAUAUAUUUAACGUAGGAAAUUUACAAAAUAUCUUCAUGGAACAUGAUCUUUACUUAAUAUCCUAAUGAUUUUUGGCAUAAAAGAAAAAUCGAUAAUUUUGACCCACACAAUGUAUUUUUGUCUUUUACUAAAAAUGUUCCCGUGCUACUUAAGACUGGUUUUGUGAUCCAGGGUCACAUAUGGUUAAAGUGUUAAGGUUAUGAGAAGAAAUAAGCUUACAGGGGAGGAGCUGUGGUGUCGUACACCAAAGUAAAAUAAUAUUGUAACCAAGUAAUGAUAUGUCAGUUAUCAGACUUAAACAUGUUAUUGGUUCACGGUUAUGUUAAGGUGUCUGAUUGGAGCAACUAGGGGAUGUUCCGCCUCUGUCAACCGAUAUAAAAAAGGAAGUCUAGAAUAGCACGAGGUGUGUGUUCCGGUGGUUAGAGAAUGGCCACACAUGUUUUGAACUGCUGUGUACAAUAAAAUAUCUUUGUGCUGACGAUAUUGUUUCUCGCCGUGUUCUAUCCGGUAACAUCUUAAGAGAGGGACUGUUCUCUCAGACACGACACUCAGCUCCCGUGGCAUCAUGGGAUAGAGAAGUGUCCAUCCGAUCCACACUCACGAAUUUCGGCGGAAGUAGUAGACCAUCCGGGUAUUUCUCGCCUGGUACUGUUUUUUGCAUACUGAGGUUUUGGACAUAUUAUUCAUGACUCAUACUCAUUUUCGCCUACUAUAUAGUAUGGGAGUAGGCGAUUUCGGACGCAGCCACAGCUAACUCUCCAUGGCUCUGGCCUUGACAUGCCGCCUCACGCAUGCGCAGAUCUUUAUCACCGUAAAUACACGAAGUGACCGUACGCUGUCUACGCCACACGCGAGUGGCACAGCGCAGUGUACUUGGUCGAAAGCAAGUGUGUGAUCCAAACAUCAACAACGCCGCAUUCGUUCAGAUAUAAAAUCACACCCUGCCAUAUUUUCAAACAUAACUCUGGUUGUAUGCAGCUAUUUAUAAGGAGACUUCUGCAUCAUAUUACUGGUAUUUUUUUUGAGACAGCGUUUACCGGUAAAUUGACAGAAUGCCGUUGCAACAGUACAUUUGUGUAAUUACCAUAACGUUACCAGAAUGACUAUACCGGGAAUUUACCAGCAUUGCUGUGUGAAAAGGGCUGACACUAAAGAUAUGGAAAUCAGGAAGAGCUCGCGCAGUUUAGGCACACGCACGAGAGGCGGAGGGCAUGAGUGCAUAAACAAAAAGUGAACGGUGCAUUUGAAUUCACAUCUUCAGGGAGUACACAAGGAACCUCAUGAUGAGCCAAAUGGAUGAAUUUCAUGUGACAAUUCGAACCUCCGCAUUACCUCUCUCAGGAACAUAUGGCAGUGUUUGGAUCUCUCUGGUCGGUACUCUUUGCGAGACCCCUCCAGUGAAAGUGAAUCCAGAACAACAUCGUCUCCUGCCAGGCUCAGCCUAUACUAUUGUCAUCACACCUACAGAGGAAGUUGGUAAACUGGUUUUGAUGAAACUGCGUCUUGAGGCUCAGCCUGGGUUUCCAGACCUGAACUGGCACUGUCAGGAUGUUGAGGUGAGACGGCAUUCUGAAGAUCCCAAUGUGGAUGUUUUUCUUUGCCAUAAAUGGAUUCAGAGCGCAGACGGAUAUGUUGAGCUUCGGAACGAUAAAGUGUGUCUGAGAAAGGAGGAGACAUUGGCAAUCCUAACAGCUCACAGGGAGAAGGCUCUUAAGAAUAAACAGCAGUCUAUCAGGUUUGGCACAUUUGUUGACGGCGUCCUUGGAUGUGUGGACAUGCCCAGUGCGGCAGCUCUAGGUCCCAACCUGACUCACAUUCGUCAAAGUCCAGGCAGCAAUGUGCACUAUCUAAAAGGUUUUACUGAAAGAGGAACAUCUUGGAAUAGUCUACAAGAACUUGAGACAUUCUUCCUGUUCAACGGAAGAGAGAACACAGUUGCGAAAUAUGUUCAGGCCCAUUGGAAAGAGGAUGCAUUCUUUGGGUAUCAAUGCCUCAAUGGCUCCAAUCCGCUGUGUGUCAAGCAGAUCCGCAGCCUGCCACCCAACUUCGCUGUCACUUCAAAGAUGGUCAGAUCUUUUUUGCCGGAGGGGUCUUCCCUGAAGCGUGAGAUGGAGAAAGGACGUGUUUAUCUUCUGGAUUAUGAGAUUCUGGAUCAGUUGCCUGACAAUACUGUCAGUGGCAAGCAGACGUACUUGACUGCUCCUUUAUGUCUGCUGCAUUACAACCAAAUUGAAGAACUAAAGCCAAUUGCCAUACAGCUUCAACAGUCUCCUGGUCCACAGAACCCUGUUUUCUUGCCUUCUGAUUCUGCAGCGGAUUGGUUGUUAGCAAAGAUAUGGGUGCAUAAUUCAGAUUUUAUAGUCCAUCAGCUGCUUUCCCACCUGUUGCGCACUCAUCUUGUAGGAGAGGUGUGUUGUACAGCCACGCUCAGACAUCUACCGGAGAUUCAUCCUCUGUACCAGCUCCUCAUGCCACAUAUACAAACUACCCUUCAGAUCAACAUUCAAGCUAGAGCAACCCUUCUGGCCAAAAAUGGUGUUUUUGACAAGUCUAUGUCUUGGAGUCUGGAGGCAGUAAAGCUGCUGCUUGCUCGAGGAACUCAGCGUCUGCGCUAUAGCUCGAUGUGUGUGCCAGAUGACCUGAGAUGCCGUGGACUGGAUACACUCCCCAUCUGCUAUUACGCACAAGAUGCUAUCAGGGUGUGGGAUGCUCUACAUAGGUUUGUUGAGGGCUGGAGUAGUUUGUAUUACUGUAAUGAUGAGGACGUCCAGCAGGACUGUGAGCUGCAGAACUGGAUUAGAGAGAUCUUCAUGGAGGGAUUCCUCGGUCUUAUUCACAUAGGAAUCCCACAGUCAUUUCAGACUACUGCUGAAAUGUGUAAAUUUGUCACCAUGGUGAUCUUCUCCUGCUCAGCGCUUCACUCAGCUGUCAACUUCUCUCAGAUGGAUUACAACCUUUGGAUACUGAAUAGUCCAGCAGCCAUGGUACGCCCUCCUCCUCAGACCAAAGGCCAAAUAUCAGUGGAUGAGCUUCUCUCCUUUCUUCCAGGAGUGAAUUCCUCUUGUCAUGUACUAAGUGUCUUGAGUCUGCUGUCACAUCGUGCCAUUGACUAUGUGCCCCUGUGCCACUAUAAGGAGUGGUACUUCCGCAGUGGCGCCACCCUCAGGCUUGUGGAGAAAGUACAGAAGGAGUUGAAGAAGAUAGCAAGAGACAUCACAAAAAGAAACACACAGCUGGAGUUACCCUACACUUAUCUGUCCCCAGAUUAUAUUGAAAACAAUCUGGCCAUCUGAGUCUAACGAAUCAAGCACUGUUUUUCUUCUUUAGAAGUAGUAUCAUUGGGGGGUUGAACGGGUUUUCUGGAUUUUAGAAAUAUCAUAAGUAAACAUUACAUAAACCAUGUGUGGUGUUUAUUUUGAUGUACCACUGUAUUCAUUUUGAAAGAAUGUUUUUUUUCUAAUGUGAUAGUACGUGUGAAUCAACGAUUUUGUGGACAACAAAAUCACCAAUAACCCAAUUUAAAUAAAAAGUCUGAUAAAUAUUUGUUUCUGUUUUGCGCUGGAAUGCAAGGGUAACGCAAAAAGGUCUUUGUAUGAAAUUAACUAAAAUAACAUUCAAACCGAAUUCAUGUAUU